Halteromyces radiatus is the source of this 702-nucleotide messenger RNA. RefSeq lists its product as uncharacterized. The transcript has a single exon. Bases 20 to 619 code for a protein of 199 amino acids. The record is from RefSeq and is a predicted model, not a curated record. NCBI's taxonomy places the organism in Eukaryota, Fungi, Mucoromycota, Mucoromycetes, Mucorales, Cunninghamellaceae.
AGCUAUUAUUGUAUUAUCAAUGAUUAACCGCACCUAUAGUCUAUUCUGUUUCGUAUUUUUUUGCAUCUUGGUCUCUGUAAUUGAAGGUUCUACUCAAAUUAAGAAAGGAAAAUGUUUUUGGCCUGAGAACAACGAUCUUCUGGACAUCCAAGGCAUGCCUAUCACUGCCAAUGCUACUUAUAUGUUCAAGGCUCUAAAGCAUGGGCUAGUUUUGGGACCACGUGGUAGGUUUGGUGAAGCAAGAAUGGUUCUUAUGGAUAGAGUUAAUAGCACUUCUAGCAUUACCGUUAUACCACAAAUAAUUAAGGGAGAAUGGGGUAUACAAUUGGCGGGUGCAAAUCCUCCUCUCUAUUUGGAAGAUGUACCUACGAAUAUCCUCAAAAGGACGGAAGGUACCCUUAUGUUUGAUACGAGGAAAACAAGCCUUUAUUCGUUCUUACCUAACAAAGGGGCAAACAAUUUCAAUAUCGGCCAUCAAGGUGAGCUUGCUUCAGCUAGAGGAACAAAUUAUGUAUGCCGGAAGUAUCUGAUGGCCACAUCAAAGCAUUGUAAGCAAUGCGAAAUUGAUAGGCAAAAUCCCGAAACAACUUAUUUCACAUUAACAAAAAUUGGCAACUAAAACUAGUUUAUAUGAUUUGUUUCUGUAUAGUAAAAAAUCAUUCAAUACAAUAAUAAAUAAAUAAAUAAAUAAAAAAGAAUUAC